Molecule: messenger RNA, 2573 nt
Organism: Terrapene triunguis (Three-toed box turtle)
Lineage: Eukaryota; Metazoa; Chordata; Testudines; Emydidae
Gene: MVK
Product: mevalonate kinase
Exons: 11
Coding region: 94-1287 (397 amino acids)
Biological process (GO): cholesterol biosynthetic process; isoprenoid biosynthetic process
Cellular component (GO): cytoplasm
Molecular function (GO): ATP binding; mevalonate kinase activity
Source: RefSeq, a predicted model, not a curated record
CUCCCCAUUGGGCGCUGAGAGGCCUGUCGGGGAACUCUUGGGGCAGCAAUAGAGCCUGUGAGGUGGUUGCCAGACUCAGGAGAAGCAGUGGAAAUGUUGGCCAAGCCCCUGACACUGUCUGCACCAGGGAAAGCUAUUCUCCAUGGGGAGCAUGCUGUCGUGCAUGGCAAGGCAGCUUUGGCUGUGGCCUUGAACCUGAGAACGUUCCUUCAAAUUAGACCCAGUAAUAAUGGAAAGGUCUUAAUAUGCUUACCUAAUAUUGGAACCAGUUUAAACUGGGAAACUGUCCAGCUCCGGACACUGCUAAGAGCAUUUUCAGAUGGCUUGGAUGAAUCUAAAUCCCCCAGCCCAGAACAAAUGGAUGCACUGAAAGAGUUUGCAGGAAUCACUACUGGACUUUCAACCACUGAGAGCCUUGCUACCCUUGCAUUUCUCUAUCUGUACCUGUCUAUUUCAGCUAAAUAUGGACAGAUACCAAGCGUGGAGAUAGUGGUGUGGUCUGAGCUGCCCAUAGGAGCUGGGCUAGGCUCAAGUGCUGCCUAUUCUGUUUGUUUGGCAGCUGCCCUGUUGACUGCAUGUGGAGCCAUUGGCUGCCCAUUGGAGGAGGAGAAGUCCGUAGUCAGGUGGCCUGAGGAGGAGUUGGAUUUAAUUAACAGAUGGGCCUUUCGGGGAGAGCAGGUCAUCCAUGGCAAGCCUUCUGGUGUGGAUAACUCUGUAGCGACUUGGGGUGGAGUGCUCCGAUUUCAAUCAGGAAAAAUCACAUCAUUAAAGAGAGUGCCGACUCUAAGGAUCUUAUUGACCAACACAAAAGUGUCUCGGAGCACCAAGAUCCUUGUGGCAGGUGUCAAAGACAAGAUUCUUAAGUUUCCUGCUAUAAUGAACCCAGUGCUUGCCUCGAUAGACGCAAUUUCUCAGGAGUGUGAAAAUGUUCUAGAAGCAAUGGCUGAGAGUCCAUCACAGGAGUAUUACCCUGUGCUAGAGGAGCUCUUUGAUAUAAACCAGCAUCACUUAAAUGUGGUUGGAGUUGGCCAUUCCUCACUGGACAACGUGUGCCGAGUGACCGCCACACAUGGGCUGCACAGUAAGCUGACUGGCGCUGGAGGAGGUGGCUGUGCAAUCACUUUGCUAAGACCAGACACAGACCCAUUGAUGGUGGAAGCAGUCAGACAAGAUCUCAGUGCCUGUGGAUUUGAAUGCUGGGAGACCAGUAUUGGGGUGCCUGGAAUAUGUCUUCAUUCGCUGUCAUCUUUGAAAGCAGAAGUUCUGCAUGUCUUUAAUUCGGCUUAAGAUGACAUGGACUCUGACUGUACCCUGCCUUCCUGUCCCUGCAAGUUCAGAGCUUCUUAACUCUUCACAGGAGUGGCCACCCAUGGUGCUAAACGCACUUCAGAGUUCAGCUUACGUUGCCAGUCUGAAAUAUUUUGCCCCCUUUGCCAUAGCUGUGGAAGUGUCGUCGUGAACUGAGACACUGACCCGAGUUCAGACCUGGUGUAACUAACGGGGCAGCUCCACUGAAGACAGUGGAAUUAUUGCUCUCACUUAUCCCAGCUGUGAGUAUGGCCCUGUGUCUCAACCUUGAAGCUGUGUCUUUGCAAUGUUAACAGCGGGCACAAGAGGGAAGGGUGUGUUAACCCUGGUGUCCUGGCCAGAUUCCGGCUUGAGUAAUUACAUUUUGCCUCCCUUCGAUACAUAGUGGGGUAUCCUCUUCGCUUCGCCUUCGUCUGCCUCUCGAGACCAGUGUGAGGCUGGCGUAGUUAAUGUGCACAGAGUACCGUGGGAGUUUCUGGUGAAAGGCACCACAGAACGCAAAGCAUGAGACUGCUCCUGUAUUUCUACUAAUGCUGUUAGAGGCACUGCUGAGAUUUAAAAAAAGGCGCUUACCUGUGUCACUAAUUGAAUCUCAGAUAAUUAAAGCUGAAGAAAGUGAAAUUCUAAUACACUUUGUCCCAUUUUUUAGUUUCCUUUAGCAUAUCCCUUCUCUGUCUAGGCUGUUAUGUUAGCCUCCAUAGCCAAUUGUCUGAGCAGGCUUGCUGCUUGUAGUCUCAUGGUCUGGUUCUCACGCUAAUAACACCACAAAAUCUGCAGGAAGAUGUUUAAAGCCAAAGGCACUUUUCCUUUAUUUUAAUCUCAUGUCAGUAUUUCUAUUAAUAGUAGAUUUGUUAGAAUCCCUGGGUUUUUGUUUUUUAAACAGUCUAAUCUUUGGUCACAAAUGCGGGAUGUUAAGGACACAUUCCUUCUACGUUCCCAGGCAAAGGUUACGUCAAUGGAUGAUAUCUGUUACUAGUCAUCCUUCCUUAAUGCCACUCAUUGGAGUGGGUUGCCAGAGGAGCUUGACCCAUAAAGUAAAUCAAUUUCCAAAAAUAUUUGUGCAGUUUCUUAAUUGAUGCUACCUCUAGUCAAGUGAUCUACUUCUCCAGUGCAGAGUCAGUAUCUCUUCCAUUACUUGUUUUGUUAGCCUCCAGUUUUGGAAUGAGCUGUUGUCCUUCACCCCUCAACUUCCAUACCAGACACUUCUGUUAUGUAGAUGGUGUCUUAAUCAACAAAUUGACACUUGAAUGUGUUAAAUGUAGAUU